Messenger RNA from Coniophora puteana RWD-64-598 SS2, 1307 nucleotides. RefSeq lists its product as uncharacterized. NCBI's taxonomy places the organism in Eukaryota, Fungi, Basidiomycota, Agaricomycetes, Boletales, Coniophoraceae. Bases 65 to 1129 code for a protein of 354 amino acids. The transcript is spliced from 5 exons. The record is from RefSeq and is a predicted model, not a curated record.
CUAAAAGAUGAGCACAGUCUUACUCGAGAAGGCUUGACACUCGCCAUCUCUCAGUUCCCCGACGAUGUCCCUCAACGCAUCCUCUAGCGGCGUCCCAACAGACGAGACCGCCCAGCAGCUCCUAAACGACAGACUACAUCUUAUCGGGAGCACAACUGUCGCGGGCACGUUCUACGGUAUGAUGUGCAUCACCUACUUCGCCUGCCUCCGUUCCCUCCUAUCUGGCCACUCUUCCAAGCGCAAGAUGGCGCGAAAGCUCCAUCUCGCCUACGCGAGCGUGCUGUUUGUGCUGGGCACGAUAUAUAUCGCAACGCUCGCGCGCGGUGCGCAGGUCUCGUACGUGGACCACCGCCUGUUCGAAGGCGGUCCGUCCGCGUACUCCGACCUCGACUUUUCGAGUCUCGAUGGGAUACUGGGCGAUUUGGCGUUUGAUACGAGUAAAAACGUGGCUGAUGGGAUCAUGGUUUGGAGAUUCUUCAUCGUCUGCCGCGAUAUGACGUUGUUCAGAUACGUCGCCGUUUUUGUGUGUCUGCUCUAUGCUGCCUCCGCAGGAAUGGGCCUGACCUCCGUAGUUCAGUCGUCUCUCCCCGGACACAGCUUCUAUUCAAGCUCCACGAUCAACUUUGCGACACCAGCUUUCUCAUUUUCUGUGGGGCUCAACGUUAUUGUCACGUCAUUCAUCGUCGGGAGAAUCAUCGUGCACCAUAGACGCCUGAGGGAUGCCAUGGACGAGCUGUCAUGGAACGCUAUGGGUCACGGAUUCCAGGCGCAAUACACAACCAUCGUAACGAUGAUGAUCGAGUCCUCCGCGAUAUUCACGGUAACUGCGCUGACAUUCAUCGUCCUCUAUGUACUUGACAACCCGGGCCAAUACGUCCUCAUCAGCUCACUCGAGCAAGCUCAGAUCAUUGCUUCCCUUCUGAUCAUCUACCGCGUCUCGCGCGGGACGGCGUGGACGCGCGAUACCGGGUCCGAAUCGAUGUCCUCGUUUGCUGUAAGGCGGACUGUCGCAGAUGUGGAGAGCACCGCACCCGAAGGCGCUCUCUCGGACUUCGGUGGGAUGCAUAAAGGUCAACAAAUGCGGAGUUUGACAUCUAUGUCGUUCGCACUCAACGAUGGCAAGUCGUGAUGGUUACAUAGAUGUAGGUAAAACGAGGCCAGAGAACUUUCGUUCGAGGUGAUUGGUGGAAGGAGCAUUGUAAAGCACCGACAAAUAUUGGUGCAUGCCCCUUGACGCCUGAAGAGUGAGAUUCGCAUACGGAUAUUUUUCACGUAUACGGAUGAGUAAUAAACAUAUGGAUUGCGAG